CCGUCUUCGUUCUGCUUUUGUUGGUUCUGAGAGCGAGUCCACCCCAGCUGUUUUAAUAUCAGAGAAACAUCAUACAAAUCAGCCAUGACAACCACAGAGGGGACAUUCAAAGCGGGCGAUGCAAGCCUCUACACCAAGACGUGGACGCCGACGGGUCCUGUCAUCGCCAAGCUCAUCUUCGUCCACGGCUUCAGCGAGCACAUCAACCGCUACAACGACUUCUUCCCCAAGCUCGCCGAGCACGGCAUCCAGGUCUUCGCAUGGGACCAGCGCGGCUGGGGCCGCAGCGUGAAUCGGCCCGCGGAGAAGGGUCUCACCGGCCCAACCGCGCAGGUCGUCGCCGACAUCGUCGCCUUCAUCCAGGAGAAGCUGCCGUCGGACGUGCCGGUGUUUGUCAUGGGCCACUCCAUGGGCGGCGGCGAGGUCCUCACGCUGGCGGGCGAUGCGAAGCACUCGCAGCUGGUGGCUCAGAUCCGGGGCUGGAUCCUCGAGGCGCCCUUCAUCGGCUUCUCCAAGGGCGAGGAGCCCAGCGUGGUCAAGGUUGUUCUGGGGAGGCUGGUCGGGCGAUUGCUGCCGCGGCAUCAACUCAAGCAUGUGGUUCCGCCGGAGCACCUGAGUCGCGAUCCGGAAGUCGUCGAGUCCAUCAGGAACGACGAGCUGUGCCACAACACCGGCACGCUGGAGGGCCUGGCGUCGCUGCUGGAUCGUACAGCGUUGCUUUCAUCUGGGGGAGUGAAGCUGGGCGGUGAUGUGAAAUCCAUCUUACUGACUCACGGCACAAACGACAUGACUUGCAGUUACGAUGCGGCUGUCAAGUUUGUCAAUGAGCAGGCGGCCGUUGAGGACAGAGAGACCAAGUCGUAUGAAGGCGCAUACCACCAGCUUCACGCGGACCACUGCAAGGACGAGUACACAAAGGACGUUAUUGACUGGAUCCUGAAGCGAUCUAAAAUCGAACCGAAGCUGUAAGGGGGUUCACCAGCUUUGUUGUUUUGAGACUUGCAUAAUGGCGUUUUCCUCCCUUCCAUUUUCUUUUUUAGGAUAGUUGACCAACUUUGGCUGCUUACACUGAGAUGCAGCCAAGCUAUCCGUACAUGUAGUCUACCCCCUUACAUAUAAUAAUCUAACCUCUCGACGUAUUAAUGCAGCUUAUGUUACUG
This is a messenger RNA of Trichoderma harzianum CBS 226.95, 1160 nucleotides long. RefSeq lists its product as hypothetical. The record is from RefSeq and is a predicted model, not a curated record. Gene Ontology annotation, cellular component: membrane. The transcript has 2 exons. Bases 85 to 969 code for a protein of 294 amino acids. Lineage: Eukaryota; Fungi; Ascomycota; Sordariomycetes; Hypocreales; Hypocreaceae. Gene Ontology annotation, molecular function: lipase activity.